GGGGAAGGAGCCGCGGUUACGUGGUCGCCGCUGCCCUUGUCGGGGUGGGGGGGCCGCCUGUCACCGCACGGCACAACGCAGCGCAGCGCCGCGCCGCGCCCGGCCAGCCCGCCCGGCCAGCCCUUCCUCGCCGCCCGCGCCUCUAGCCUCCCGGGUCCUCGCCGCAGCCCCAGCCGCCGGCCAUGGCCGCACUCGGCCACCUCUCCACCUUCGGCCGGGUCACCCACGCCGUGGUGCGGGGACUGCCUGAGUCCCUGUGCCAGCACGCGCUCCGGCGCCAGAAGGGCGACGAGGUGGAUUUCGCCCGGGCGGAGCGGGAGCACCAGCUCUAUGUGGGGGUGCUCAGGAACAAGCUGGGGCUGCAAGUCGUGGAGCUGCCGGCGGACGAGAGCCUGCCCGACUGCGUGUUCGUGGAGGACGUGGCCGUGGUGUGCGAGGAGACAGCCCUCCUCACCAGACCCGGGGCGGUGAGCCGGAGGAAGGAGGUUGACAUGGUGAAAGGAGCAUUAGAAAACCUUCAGCUCAACAUAGUAGAGAUGACGGAUGAAAAUGCAACCUUGGAUGGUGGAGAUGUUUUAUUCACAGGCAGGGAAUUUUUUGUGGGCCUCUCCAAAAGGACAAAUCAACGUGGUGCAGAAAUCCUGGCUGAUACUUUCAAGGAUUAUGCUGUUUCUACAGUGCCAGUGGCCGACACUCUGCAUCUGAAAAGUUUCUGCAGCAUGGCUGGACCCAACCUAAUAGCCAUUGGCUCGAGUGAACCUGCACAAAAAGCUCUCAAGUUCAUGCAGCAGAUGAGCGACCACCGCUACGACAAACUGACCGUGCCUGACGACGUGGCCGCGAACUGUGUGUAUUUAAACAUCCCCAACAAAGGGCACGUCUUGUUGCACCGAGCCCCGGAAGAGUACCCGGAGAGUGCCAAGGUGUUUGAAAAACUGAAGGAUCACAUGCUGAUACCUGUCACCAACACAGAGCUGGAAAAGGUGGAUGGACUACUCACCUGUAGUUCAAUUUUGAUUAACAAAAAGGUAGAUGUGUGAGUCCACAGGCUUGCCUCCUUGUCACUGGCAAUAAUAUACACGCAAGACCGACGACUCUGUACCCAGUCUUGUUUUGAUUGACAAUCUACUGUGCCACGAUGCUACUAAUCUGUGUUUACAAAAGUUAAUUCUCAUUUCCAUUCUGUUUUGUCAUUUGCUUCUCUCUCCACCCUAGGUGGUACUUAAGCUGCGGAUUUGAUAGCUGAAUAAGAAAUAUAAGUCUUAACAAACUAUUAAAACUUGAUUGGAGCAAUGGAAGCACUCA
Phascolarctos cinereus (koala) is the source of this 1305-nucleotide messenger RNA. It is a transcript of the gene DDAH1, whose product is annotated as dimethylarginine dimethylaminohydrolase 1. NCBI's taxonomy places the organism in Eukaryota, Metazoa, Chordata, Mammalia, Diprotodontia, Phascolarctidae. The record is from RefSeq and is a predicted model, not a curated record. Gene Ontology annotation, biological process: positive regulation of nitric oxide biosynthetic process; arginine metabolic process. Gene Ontology annotation, molecular function: dimethylargininase activity; amino acid binding. Gene Ontology annotation, cellular component: mitochondrion.